Messenger RNA from Momordica charantia (bitter melon), 2366 nucleotides. Its product is annotated as Protein kinase superfamily protein. Gene Ontology annotation, molecular function: ATP binding; protein kinase activity. The record is from RefSeq and is a predicted model, not a curated record. Gene Ontology annotation, biological process: protein phosphorylation. Lineage: Eukaryota; Viridiplantae; Streptophyta; Magnoliopsida; Cucurbitales; Cucurbitaceae.
CUCGAUUUCCUCUCCUUCGCCAUUUCGUCUCCACGACACCCUCACUCUCAUGAUUCUUCAUUAGUUCCAACAAAUUCCUCCUCCCAGUCCCAAUUUCUCCCUUCGGUAUCCUUUUUCUCUUCUCUUUUCACUUUCAAUUCUGCUUCCUCUAAAAGUGCUUCCUGUUCUAUCUCUGCUUUUUGUUCCCACACAGCACAGGGUAAUCGUAGUUCAUUGGAUUUCGUUCUGCUGACUUAUUCAGCCUGAUUGUUGAGGAAUGGCGGGUGGUGAACAAGAUGCUGCUGGUUCUCAAGCGGUUCCUUCGUUUGAGUAUGAGCUUCUUGAUGGAGAUCCUGAUCAUGUCAGAACAGUGGUUGCUUCAUCAAACAAUCUAAACCCUAGAAUUGAGCCUUCAAAGGUCAAGCUUAGGCAUCGAAUUGGGCGGGGCGGGUUCGGGGACGUUUGGUUAGCAACUCACCAUCAGUCCACUAAGGAUUAUGAUGAAUACCAUGAAGUAGCAAUCAAGAUGUUGAAUCCAGUUAAAGAGGAUCAUGUGAGGGGUGUGUUGGAUAAACUUGAGGAUCAUUUCUAUAAGUGUCAAGGUGCGAAAGGCGUCUGCGGGCUGUAUGGAGUGUCGAUAAUUAACGGGAAGCUAUGCAUCAUCAUGAAAUUCUAUGAAGGAUCAGUUGCUGAUAAAAUGGCUUGCCUUAAAGAGGGAAAGCUUUCGCUCCCUGAUGUAUUGAGAUAUGGAAUCAAUCUAGCCCAGGGGAUUUUGGAACUGCACACGAGAGAGGUCUUAGUUCUUAACCUGAAACCUUCAAACAUGCUCCUUACUACCAAUGACCAAGCAAUUUUGGGAGAUCUAGGAAUUCCUUAUCUACUGCAUGGUAUUCCGAUACCAAAUUCGGAUGUGAUUCAGAGACUUGGGACACCUAACUAUAUGGCACCAGAACAAUGGCAGCCAGAAGUAAGAGGACCGAUAUCCUAUGAAACUGAUUCGUGGGGGUUUGCUUGCUGCGUGGUUGAGAUGUUGACUGGUGUUCAGCCAUGGCGAGGGAAAUCGGUUGAUGAAAUAUUUCAUUCUGUUGUUAGGAAACAAGAAAAGCCGUGUAUUCCUAGUGGACUUCCUCCUCUUAUUGAGAAUGUUCUUCUUGGUUGCUUCGAGUAUGACUUGAGGAGUCGUCCUCUAAUGGCAGACUUAUUACAUGUGUUCCAAAGCUCUUCUCAACAUGUUGUUAAUAGCGACUGGCAAGGCAUUGGGAGUUCAAAAGUGUUGAAUAAAUCAAGUGCCAUUGGGCAUACUGAAUGGCUUCUCUCAAAGGAUCAAUUGCAAGUGAAUGACAUGGUGCGUUCAAGAAAGCUAUUAAACUCUUGCAAACCAGAGAAUAUGAAUAUCCCUGAAGGAAGGAUAGUGGGUUUGGAGCGGGAAACGGGUAAGGAUGCUUUUGUCUUGGUGAGGGUUCGCGGAAUCCAUGAUCCAGUAAGAGUGUAUGCUUCGACACUCGAGCGGGUGAGUUUCGGGCUUGCUCCUGGUGACUGGGUUCGUUUAAAGGAAGAAGAAAAGAAGCACUCUCCAGUGGGGAUCCUUCAUUCAAUCGACCGUGGUGGGAAUGUAGCUGUUGCUUUUAUUGGUGUAGAAACUCUAUGGAAGGGAAACUCUUCCCAGUUUCAGAUGGCAGAGUCGUUUUGCGUUGGCCAAUUUGUACGGAUAAAAGCCAGCAUCCUGAGGCCGCGGUUCAAAUGGCCUCGUAAAAAGGGAGGCGUUUGGGCUACAGGGAGGAUUUGGUGGAUCCUACCCAAUGGCUGCCUCAUGGUCAAGUUCCCUGGAAUUCUCACUUUUAAAGAAGAAUGCGAUACAUAUAUGGCCAAUCCAGCCGAAGUCGAGGCAGUUAAUUUUAGCACUUGUCCAGGAAUGGUGAAAAAAUACCAACAUCUAGAGGAUUUCCACUGGUCAGUUAAACCACUUUUGAUUGCAUUUGGCCUGUUUACAGCAAUGAAGCUGGGGUUUGCAUUUGGGAAGGUGGGAAGAUCAAAGGUGAAGAAGGGUCAAGGCAACAACCUAGUGUAUUGUGAAACUCAACAUCAUAUUGAAGGUCAGAAUACCAACAACAACCCAGCUUGGAUUCCUCCACCUGUGAAAAAUAUUCUUUUCGGAGAUGGCGUUGGCACCGUUGCUCGAUGAUCCUACAUCCAGUUCGUUCCAUCUGCUCAAAGUUGUGCAAAGUUAUCUGUAUAGAUUAACUUUACUGACUGGUUUAUACUCCCAGUACUAUGUAAAUGCUCCUGUACAGUUGUGAAACAAAACAAACCGUAAGAAUAUGCAUGUAUAGAAAUAAUACGCUGCUUGUACAAAAAUAGUCAUAUGUAAAAAGAGGUCAUAGAUCUUA